Messenger RNA from Scophthalmus maximus (turbot), 4321 nucleotides. RefSeq names its product solute carrier family 8 member 1a (gene slc8a1a). The coding region runs from base 157 to 3060 and encodes 967 amino acids. NCBI's taxonomy places the organism in Eukaryota, Metazoa, Chordata, Actinopteri, Pleuronectiformes, Scophthalmidae. Gene Ontology annotation, molecular function: calcium:sodium antiporter activity. The transcript is spliced from 10 exons. Gene Ontology annotation, cellular component: axon; sarcolemma; postsynapse. The record is from RefSeq and is a predicted model, not a curated record. Gene Ontology annotation, biological process: sodium ion transmembrane transport; cell communication; calcium ion import across plasma membrane.
CGACUCUCACUGUCUCACUGGAAGAGAAGUGGACGUUUCACCGUCAACGGAUGAAAGGUUGUCUCGUGAUUUUGUGAAGCUUCAGAUUUAUAAAAUCCUCCAGUGGUUAGAUCUUCAGUCAGAUUCUGAGCGUGAAGGUUUAAGAGCCCCAGCACCAUGAGCCCAGCCGGGACUUCCCCGCUGUUUUCCAUCCACCAGCUGCUUUUCUCGGUGACUAUCAUCUCAACUGAACUUCAAUAUUCAGCAGCAGGAGGUUCUGCUGAGAACCUCAAGUCCAACAGCACUGUCAGCAACCACAACCACACCAAAUGUGGUGGCGGGAGCACCGAGUGCAAAGAGGGCGUCAUCCUGCCAGUGUGGCUGCCGGACAACCCAGCCUUCAGUGAACGCAUCGCCAGAGCCACCAUUUACUUUGUGGGAUUAGCCUACAUGUUCCUGGGUGUCUCCAUAAUCGCUGACCGCUUCAUGGCGUCCAUCGAGGUCAUCACUUCCCAAGAAAGACAGAUCACCAUCAAGAAACCAAAUGGCGAGAAGGUCACCACUACAGUACGCAUCUGGAACGAGACGGUGUCCAACCUCACUCUGAUGGCGCUGGGUUCCUCCGCCCCAGAGAUCCUCCUGUCAGUCGUGGAGGUCUGCGGUCACAGCUUUGACGCCGGGGAACUCGGCCCCAACACCAUCGUAGGAAGUGCGGCCUUCAACAUGUUUGUGAUCAUUGGCCUUUGUGUGUCCGUCAUUCCUGAAGGACAGACUAGGAAGGUGAAGCACCUCCGGGUGUUUUUCGUCACCGCCACCUGGAGCGUCUUUGCGUACAUCUGGCUGUACCUGAUCCUGGCCGUCUCUUCUCCAGGGGUUGUUGAAAUAUGGGAAGGGCUUCUCACACUCCUCUUCUUCCCCAUUUGUGUUGGCUUUGCUUAUGUGGCCGACCGCAGACUUCUUUUCUACAAGUACAUGUACAAACGCUACAGAGCAGGGAAGCGGAAAGGAAUAAUCAUCGAGACCGAGGGAGAACCAGAGCUUCCCUCCAAGGUCGACGUUGAAAUGGACGGAAAGAUGCUCAGCUCCCGCGGAGAGGAGCUCGUGGAUGGAGAGACAGGGUUCGAUCUGAAGGAGCUGGAUGAGGAGGAGGCCCGCAGAGAGGUGGCCAGGAUCCUGAAGGAGCUGAAACUAAAACACCCAGAGAAGGAGAUGGAGCAGUUGAUGGAGCUCGCUAAUUAUCAGGUUCUAACUCAGCAACAGAAGAGUCGGGCUUUCUAUCGCUGUCAGGCGACCAGGAUCAUGACAGGAGCAGGAAACAUCCUGAAGAAACACGCCUCUGACCAGGCCAAGAGAGCCGCCCUGCACAACCUCUCCUCCGAGGUUUCAGCCAACGAUUUUUCCUCCAAGGUUUUGUUCGACCCUGGUGCCUACCAGUGUCUGGAGAACUGCGGCAGUGUAGCACUGAACGUGGUGCGUCGUGGUGGAGACCUCACCAGCACAGUGUCGGUGGACUACCGGACAGAGGACGGAACCGCAAACGCCGGCUCAGACUAUCAGUUCUCUGAAGGAACUAUCGUGUUCAGACCAGGCGAGACCGAAAAGGAAAUCCGCAUUGACAUCAUCGAUGAUGAUAUUUUUGAGGAAGAUGAGCAUUUCCUGGUUCAUCUUAGCAAUGUGAGGGUCAUAUCAGAGGAAGCUGGCUCAGACGGGUGCGAAGCAAACCACGUGGACGCCCUCGCAGGUUUGGGUCUGCCGUGCACCGCCACCGUCACGAUCUUCGAUGACGACCAUGCAGGGAUCUUUACGUUUGAGGAGCCGGUGGUGACCGUGAGCGAGAGUGUCGGGAUGAUGGAAGUGAAGGUGGUCCGGACCUCGGGAGCUCGAGGUGUGGUGGUGGUGCCGUACAAAACCACGGAGGGGACGGCUAAAGGAGGCGGCGAGGACUUCGAGGACACACACGGAGUCCUGGAGUUUGAGAAUGAUGAGAUCAUUAAAACUGUUCAGAUCAAUAUAAUCGAUGAUGAAGAAUAUGAGAAAAACAAGAAGUUCUUCCUAGAGAUCGGAGAACCUCGGCUGCUGGAGAUGAGUGAGAGGAAAGCCAUGUUGCUUCAGGAAGUCGGUGGAUUCGUCAAAACAGGCAGAAACGUCUACAGGAAGGUCCAGGGACGAGAGCAUCCACCCCCCUGCACCGUCAUCACCAUUACAGGGGAGGAGGGGAAGGAGACUCUAACGAAGAAGGAGGAGGAGGAACGGCGGAUCGCGGAGAUGGGCCGACCGACGCUGGGCGAACACGUCAAACUGGAGGUCGUCAUCGAGGAGUCGUACGAGUUCAAGAGCACCGUUGAUAAACUCAUCAAGAAAACCAACCUGGCCGUGCUGAUCGGGACCAACAGCUGGAGGGAGCAGUUUGUGGAGGCCAUGACAGUCAGUUCAGGUGAUGAUGACGAUGAGUGUGGUGAGGAGAAACUACCUUCCUGUUUUGACUACGUCAUGCACUUCCUCACCGUCUUCUGGAAACUUCUGUUUGCCUUUGUUCCUCCCACCGACUACUUGAACGGCUGGGCCUGCUUCGUCGUUUCCAUCUCCGGCAUCGGGAUGCUGACGGCGGUGAUCGGUGACCUGGCGUCUCAUUUCGGCUGCACCGUCGGCCUCAAAGACUCCGUCACUGCUGUGGUGUUUGUGGCUUUGGGCACUUCAGUUCCAGACACAUUUGCCAGUAAAGUAUCAGCGAUCCAGGACCAAUAUGCUGACGCCUCCAUUGGCAACGUGACGGGAAGUAAUGCUGUCAACGUCUUCCUGGGUAUCGGGGUGGCCUGGUCCAUCGCUGCCAUCUACCACUCCUCCAAGGGCGAUUACUUCAGGGUCGACCCGGGUACACUGGCUUUCUCUGUCACGCUCUUCACCAUCUUUGCCUUUAUCUGUUUCGCUGUUCUCCUCUACCGCCGGCGGCCCGAGAUCGGCGGGGAGCUCGGUGGACCCCGGGUUCCCAAGAUCCUUACCACCACUUUGUUCUUCAGCCUGUGGUUGAUGUAUAUCGUCUUCUCCUCACUAGAAGCCUACUGCCACGUAAAGGGCUUCUAAGAUUUUUGACUGCUUCCAAGAGGCUGAGAACUGAAGAACGGUUUGAUGGCUCCAUUAGGUUCCCUUCAUUUCUGUUGCUGGUCUAAAGGUUUGGUUCUACAGGUUGUAAGAUCCAUGAAAGUUGGUGGAAUCCUUAAGGUUCUACCGUAACUUCACAACUGGUUUUUGAAAGUUUGGAUGAACUCUUAAUAGUUUUAGCAGGUUCUUUGAGGAUCUGAAAGGUUUAUAAAGACAAAUAAAUACAUAUAAUGAUGGAUUCUAUGUCAUAUUUUAUGUUCUUUUAAGGUCUAUAGCAGGUUGAAAACAUCUUUGAUGGGUUGUUAUAAUCCAAAUGGUUCCUGAAGGAUUCUACUGAUUCUUGAUGUAUUUCUGAAGGCACCAACAGGUUCCUGCAUAUUCAGACAGGUUCCCAUAAUUUGUUAUUGUUGUUAUUUGUGUAAAAGUGUGGAUAGAAGUCUAAUGGUUAUAACAUCAAAUUGUUCUGUUGGGUUCUACUAGAGUCCUACAUAUCUUCCCAGGUUCCUUUAUCUCUUAUUAUUCUGUAGAUUCCUAAAGGUUGUGACCGACCUUUAGUCCAUCAGAACAAACAGUUUGAUGAUUUUUUUUCUCAAGUUCUUUGGGGUUUUUCGAAGGUUUAACUUUGUCAGGUUCAGAACAUGACAGGUGACUAAAGGUUCCUGGAAGAUUCCAAAGAUUUUUAAAGUCUGGUUUAAUCUCUACAGAUUUUUGGGUGUUGGACUUUAGUCUGGCUGCUGAGUGCUGGUGACCUCUAAGAUUUGACUGUCUCAUCCUCAUGUGCCUCCUGAAGAUUUGAAGACAUCACAGAUCCUUCACCUGUACCUUUAAACAAUGUGUUACUUUAAUUUUGACGUGCAUGGACUUUGAAACCACAACCACUGUAGUGAUCACCAUCAGCCGUGGUGAUGGAGGAGGCAGCUCCGGCUGCAGACGUCUGAACACCUGCAGGACGUGGAAGGCGACUGCAGCAAUAGUGUUGCACCUUCAUGAAUAAUAUGAUAAUUAUAUAAUAUAAUAUAGUUUGUUUUCACUAAUAGAUGAAAGACAGAAGCGUUUGGUGUUGACAACAUGUCUACCAUGAACUUUUUAAAACUGGAGUUGGACCUGGACUUUUGCAGUUCAAUGUAACUUCAAACACACUGAGAUGAUUCACAUGAUCUGUGAUGUGAUUGGUUGUUUGGAAACCAGAUGGAGCUGUUGCUUAUUAUCUGAUCCUUUAAAUAUUAAAUUCCAGUGAGUCACA